Mesitornis unicolor (brown roatelo) is the source of this 367-nucleotide messenger RNA. RefSeq names its product NME/NM23 family member 9 (gene NME9). NCBI's taxonomy places the organism in Eukaryota, Metazoa, Chordata, Aves, Mesitornithiformes, Mesitornithidae. Bases 28 to 360 code for a protein of 110 amino acids. The transcript has 4 exons. The record is from RefSeq and is a predicted model, not a curated record.
AUCAACAGCCAGGAGCUUUGGGAAGAAAUGCUGUGUCUCAAAGGACUCAUUGUUGUUGAUGCAUUUCAAGCCUGGUGUGGUCCAUGCAAAACAGUCGUGGAUCUUUUCCGAAAAGUGAGGAAUGAAGUUGGCAGUGACCUCCUCCAUUUUGCUGUGGCUGAAGUUGACUCCAUUGAUGCUCUGGAACAAUACAGAGGAAAAUGCGAGCCUGUCUUUCUGUUCUAUGCAGGAGGAGAACUGGUAGCUGUUGUAAGAGGAGCGAAUGCACCGUUGCUGCGGAAAACCAUCCUGGAGCAGCUGGCGGUGAAAAGGAAGGUUCUAGAGCAUGGAGGAGAGCGUGAGGUGGUAACCAGCCACUGAAUCCUUC